Molecule: messenger RNA, 3174 nt
Organism: Seriola aureovittata
Lineage: Eukaryota; Metazoa; Chordata; Actinopteri; Carangiformes; Carangidae
Gene: dnase2
Product: deoxyribonuclease II, lysosomal
Exons: 7
Coding region: 346-1476 (376 amino acids)
Biological process (GO): apoptotic DNA fragmentation
Molecular function (GO): deoxyribonuclease II activity
Source: RefSeq, a predicted model, not a curated record
GGAGUAUUUAAAUAUGGCUUUCACCGUAUAUUUCCUGAGUCAUUGUUUCAUACAUAGUUUAUUCUUAUAGAAAAACUACUUCGAUUAUGUUUUUUUGAUGUGUUUAAAUAAAUUACAAUAGUUAUUUUUCUUUAGCGACGUUGCCUGCCGUUGUUAGCUAGCUGCUAACGGCUGCGUCACGUCACGGUCUCGUCCCGCUCUUGUAGUCCCAGGCCGAAACAAGGAUGUGUGCAGCUCAAGAUGAAACUUAAGGUGUGGGAACUACAGCAGAUCUUCAUGCUUAAAACAACUUUACAGUCUUUUGAGGACAUGAAUGAGGACACACACGCUCAGUGAGAGGUGAAUAUGGUUCUGCUCCUUUCCCUGCUGAUCUCCUUUGUGCCACUAGGAGGUGGCACCUCACCAAUCAGCUGCUACAAUGACCAAGGAGAGGCUGUUGAUUGGUUCUAUAUGUACAAGCUGCCUAAAAAACAUGGCAGUAAGUCUCCGGAGAAGGGUGAAAUGUAUUUACUUCUGGACAAAGGGAGCGAGGGAUGGACCGAAGGGAAGGCAACAGUGAACGACACCUCAGGAGCCUUGGGCAGGACGGUCGGACAACUGUACUCACAAGGAAAGAGCAGAGAGGUAGCAUACAUCCUGUACAAUGACCAGAGGCCACCUGAGGACUUUGGUGACAGAUGGGUUGUCAACACUGGACGCAGCGGAGGGGGGCACACGAAAGGUGUUGUGCUGCUGGACAAAAAUCAGGGCUUCUGGUUGGUCCACAGCACCCCUCACUUCCCCCCUGUGCGUCAGGCAGGAGAGUAUUAUUACCCCAGCACCGGUCUGACCAACGGACAAAACUUCAUCUGCGUCUCCUACCCGCUCGACCGCUUCCAGACCAUCGGAGAGCAGCUGCAGAUCAAUCAGCCUAAUGUGUACGACUGCGAUGUCCCCGAGUCCUUGGCGUCCCUGGUGCCUGCGCUGGCUGCCGUCUGUGAGAAGAAACAUCUGUCUGGUCACAUCUUUCCACAUGCCAAAGCCGUGUCCAAUCGCAGCGUGACUUUGACCUCAAAGGAUGGAACCAACUUCAUCAGCUUUGCCAAAGGAUCUUCUUUUGACAAUGACCUCUAUCACUCCUGGGUGGCCCCGGCCCUCGGGUCAGACCUCUUGGUCCAGUUCUGGGUUCGCUCCACAGGCGUCCUCCCUUCCGACUGCUCGCUGGGCUGGAACGUCCUGGACAUCAGCCUCAUCAACCCGGGGCAGACGUUCACUUUCAAAACCAGCCAGGAUCACUCCAAGUGGGCCGUCAGCCCCAAGGCGGCGGGGGACGGCGUCAAGGGAGGAGGCUGGGUGUGUGUGGGAGACAUAAACCGGAACGAGGCGGAGGAGAAGCGAGGCGGAGGCACGGUGUGUCUGCAGGACCCGGUGGUGUGGAAGGCUUACCGGACGGCGGCGUUACAGUGUGAGGCGUGUGGAGGAGGAACCAGCUGUUGAUGCAGCUGCUGGAGACAGAUGGGUCAACCGGGGCGUGAGUAAGGCCAUUACGCUGCAUCCCGCGUGUUUCUAAGAGGAAUAUUUCAACAUUUUGUUGAUUGUAUAUAUUUCCUUCUAUGUUUAGUGAGAUGACCCAUGUCUACCAUUUUGAAAUUAAUAUGAUGAUUUCUACAAUUAUGUGCUUUUGUGAUAGUUUGAGGUGACGCAGUCAUUCCCUUAAAUGUAUGGUGACCCGGAGUCAUGACGUCAUGUCCGGGUCGGCCUCUGUUCCGCUUGCUUCUGAAACUCAGUGCCGUCGCUCAACAUUUCUUUCAUCGGUCUUUCAUGAAAAAUGAAGCUUUAUAAUUUAAAAUUUACUUUCCAAGACAAAUCAGCUCCACUACAGCAGCUGCCAUGAGAAAAUGAAAUCUUAAGUUAAACAAAGAUUUCUUUGUGAGCACAAAAAGGUUAAAUAAUGAAAGUGUAGCAGUAAUGGUACUUUGCAUCAACAUCAAUUGGUUUCUAAUUGUAAUCCCUGCUGUCUAAAAACCUCUCUGUGCUGCUGUUAUUACAGACAUGUCUGCACUAACCACCACCCCUCAAACUGUUCAUGGACGCCCCUUUUCUGUCCAGCCGGGAAAUUUAGUCCAAUUUAGGCUUAUGGGAAAUGGUGUUCAUUAAAGGCAGCUAAAUACAUAAAUAUGAAUAAUCAUUGAUAUAAAAACUACCGUCCUUAUCUAAACACACAUAAAGCGAGCCACAUGACAGACUGUGGAGACAGGCUCUGCUCCAAGGCUUUUAGUAAUCGCUGUAGUGACGGAGCAGAGACUGGAAGUUACUGUUUGACUUCAGCUCUCGAUCACACUGGAUAACACUCGAUAAGAUGUCUUUAUACUAUUAAAUAUUCAUGACUGAAAGUAAAACAAAACAUUCUUAGGUAUCUUUAUCUUUAUCUGUCAGGAGUUAAAAACUUCUGUGGUUGUGUGGUUUGAGUAUCCUCGACUGCCAGUGACCAAACAACUGACGUCAGAUUCUGAAUUAAGGUUUAUAAAUCCGGUGCGCAGACGUGCGUGACAGCACCUCUGUUCAACUGAGUCUCACCCACUUCAGACCAGUGGGAAGAGCACAGAGAAAAACACAGACGUCUCUCAUUGAAAAUAAACAAAACUGACCCAAGUUUAGCAGAAGAUGGUGUGUUCAUGCAGGACUCCGUUACUCACAGUAAAACACUGACUGACAAAACUUGUUGUCAGGGACUUUUAAAGCACAAAAACUGUUUUGCUUGUUCAUUCAUUUGUUCCAUGUUUUUUGCUGUUACAUCCUCCUCUAUGUUUAAAGCAUCCAGAACAAUGCUGAAGGAGGACAAGAAGUCAGAUCUGAUGGGAAGCAGAGGGGUUUGUGGGAAAUAUGAUGAAAGCCUCAAAGUGGCACCUUAAAUGAAAGAAAUGGUGUCGAGUGUCUUUACAGCCGCUGCGUACUGUUUUAACCGAAACUGAACUGGAUGAGUGCUGCUUCAUUAACUCUGACUUUUUAUGUUUAAAUCAACAUUAGCUGGUUUGUGGGUUUGUUCUCAGGGAGAGCAUCAGGCUUUGCUUCAUUGAAACUGUAUGAAAAUGGAUUUUUAUGGGAUUUUAAAUUCAUGAACAUGUGGGAUUAAUUGUAACAUUGAGCACACGCACACUUUUUACUGACGAUAUUAAAUUACAGACACUGACAACA